AUGAUCAAGCUCAACAAUGGUGGGUUCGAAGAUAUUGUUAUUGCAAUAAACCCAGAACUACCUGAAGAUGACAAAAUCCUGAAUAAUAUCAAGGACAUGGUUACAGAGGCUUCUCCUUACCUCUUCAGUGCUACAAAACAAAGGUUUUAUUUCAAGACUGUGAAAGUAAUAGUUCCUUUGACGUGGGCACCCAAGCCUGAGUAUAAAAGAGUUACCACAGAAUCCUAUGAUAAAGCUGAUGUCAUCGUCGCCGAUCCUUACCUGAAAUACGGAGACGAUCCUUACACCUUGCAGUAUGGAGGGUGUGGGGAACAGGGGCGAUACAUCCAUUUCACAUCUAACUUCCUGACUAAUGACAGCUUGCAUGAUGUUUAUGGAUCACGAGGUAGAGUCUUUGUCCACGAGUGGGCCCAUCUCAGGUGGGGUGUCUUUGAUGAAUAUAACAAUAAUGCACCUUUCUACGAUACUGGGGAAAACCAGGCUGAAGCAACCAGAUGCUCAGCAGCUGUCACUGGUCAAUAUAUAUUCCAAGAAAAAACAGGACAAAUCAGAAAAUGCAAAGUUGAACACCGUACUCAGCUUUAUGAAGCUGGAUGCCAAUUUAUUCCAGACAAAACCCAAACAUCUCCAGCAUCUAUAAUGUACAUGCAAAGUCUCUCUUCA
This is a messenger RNA of Pogona vitticeps (central bearded dragon), 663 nucleotides long. The record is from RefSeq and is a predicted model, not a curated record. Lineage: Eukaryota; Metazoa; Chordata; Lepidosauria; Squamata; Agamidae.